AUGAGACAAUCUCAUAUUUUACCACUAGCAUUAUUCUCCUUAUAUUUUCUUACUUUAUUUCUUUCCACCCAAGCUAGGUACCAUUUCCAUACAAAACACAAGCACUCACACUCUCAUAAUUCACCUGAAAUUUCACCAUCUCUAGCCCCAAUGCCUCCACCUUCUUUCACUCCUGAUGAUGCUCCUAGUCCUAGCCCCACUGUUAAUGACAACUACCAUAAUGCAACUAACUUAUUUGAUGUACGAACAUUUGGAGCCAUUGGAGAUGGAAUAAGUGAUGAUACAGAGCCAUUCAAGAUGGCUUGGGACACUGCAUGCCAAAGUGAAUCAGAAGUUAACACUAUCCUUGUUCCCCAUGGUUUCUCCUUCAUUAUUCAAUCUACUAUCUUCACUGGUCCUUGUCAAGCUGGCUUAGUACUAAAGAAGGUUGAUGGUACUCUCAUGCCACCUGAUGGACCAGAAUCUUGGCCAAAGAACAAUAGUAGGCGUCAGUGGCUUGUCUUUUAUAGAAUCAAUGGGAUGUCACUUGAAGGAAGUGGUUUAAUAGAUGGGAGAGGAGAAAAAUGGUGGGACCUUCCUUGUAAGCCUCAUAAGGGACCUCAUGGGACAACAUCCCCUGGACCUUGUGACAGCCCGGUUGCCAUGAGGUUUUUCAUGAGUUCCAACUUGACUGUACAAGGACUUAGGAUCAAGAACAGCCCUCAGUUCCAUUUCAGAUUUGAUGGAUGUCAAAGCGUUCACGUUGAAUCAAUCUACAUAACAGCCCCAGCACUAAGCCCAAAUACCGAUGGAAUACACAUAGAAAAUACCAAUGAUGUGAAAAUAUACAAUUCUGUCAUUUCUAAUGGUGAUGAUUGCGUGUCCAUUGGAUCCGGUUGCCAUGAUGUCGAUAUUAAGAACAUCACAUGUGGACCUGGUCAUGGGAUUAGCAUUGGUAGUCUGGGAAAUCACAACUCUAGAGCAUGUGUUUCAAACAUUACGGUGAGGGACUCAGUUAUAAAAGUGUCAGAUAAUGGAGUUAGAAUAAAGACAUGGCAAGGUGGAUCAGGAUCAGUAUCAGGAGUGACAUUCAGUAAUAUUCACAUGGAUAGUGUAAGAAAUCCCAUUAUAAUUGACCAAUUCUACUGCCUCACUAAAGAAUGCACCAACAAGACCUCUGCAGUAUUCGUAUCGGAUAUAAUUUACACAAACAUAAAGGGAACGUAUGAUAUAAGGCACCCACCUAUGCAUUUUGCCUGCAGUGACUCUAUCCCAUGCACCAACUUGACUCUCUCAGAUAUUGAGCUUCUUCCAGCUCAAGGAGACAUUGUGCUUGAUCCUUUCUGUUGGAAUGCCUAUGGAAAUUCUGAGACACUAACUAUUCCCCCAGUCUCUUGUUUGCUGGAAGGAAUUCCUCAGUCUAUUUCUGGCAAUGACAUAGAUCACUGCUGA
Messenger RNA from Abrus precatorius (Indian licorice), 1431 nucleotides. RefSeq names its product polygalacturonase At1g48100-like. Bases 1 to 1431 code for a protein of 476 amino acids. The record is from RefSeq and is a predicted model, not a curated record. Gene Ontology annotation, molecular function: polygalacturonase activity. NCBI's taxonomy places the organism in Eukaryota, Viridiplantae, Streptophyta, Magnoliopsida, Fabales, Fabaceae. The transcript is spliced from 6 exons. Gene Ontology annotation, biological process: carbohydrate metabolic process.